Molecule: messenger RNA, 1964 nt
Organism: Crotalus tigris (Tiger rattlesnake)
Lineage: Eukaryota; Metazoa; Chordata; Lepidosauria; Squamata; Viperidae
Gene: CD34
Product: CD34 molecule
Exons: 8
Coding region: 201-1304 (367 amino acids)
Biological process (GO): cell-matrix adhesion
Cellular component (GO): membrane
Source: RefSeq, a predicted model, not a curated record
CAGAAAACUCCACCUCACAAUCUUGAGCCAUAAACACAUCGUUUAGGAGGGAAUCCUAUCCCACAAUGAACUGACCUCAAAAAGCUUUAGUUAAUAAGAAGAAACACUGAAGCCUCCAGAACAAGGCAGAGAAACUCAGUCUGAGGGGAGCUCUGAGAAUCAUUCAGUUGUUAGUCCUGGACACUGCUUCUGUCCUGGGAAUGAUGCUAGUGUGGAGUUUUAAGAUCAUGAAGGAAAGGAAACUCCUCCUGGCAACCUUCUAUGUUUUGUGCCUGUUGGAAAAUCCAGUCUCUGGUGAUGAAACUAAUUCAACUAAUUCUCCAAAUGCUACCAUUGCUGAGAGGUUGACAACAAUCAUUGCUCCUACCUCUGCUUCUAAUUUUACCUCUUUAAACUCUACUGCUCCAUCACUAGAAGAGACAUCAAGUAAUGUUACCAAGCCAGAGACAUUUGUGCCCAGCACAUCCAGAAUAAGCUUAACUUCACCAAAUACAACAGCUAAGUCAUUUACUACACAGUGGAAUGCAAUAGUGACUAUUAACAAUGAGACAACGACUCAUAAUUUAAGCUCAACAUCACUUCUAACACAUGGUCCUACUGAGCCAACAACAUAUAAUUCCACCAUCUUUCUUAUUACAUCCAUGACUGAGAACAACAAUGUGAUGUUCAACAUCACAUGUGUGAAAAUCAAGCAGAUGCUUCCUGCCACUGAAGUGGUAUGCUUGGAACUCCACGAAGCCCAAUCCUGUGAAAACUUUAAAAGAAACAAGGGGGAGGGAUUGAGCAAAUUAGUUUGCAAAAAAAAAGAAGUACCAUGUUUUAUUGAACUGGCUGACUCUGAUGUGAAUCACCAAUGCAUGCUGUUGCUUGCAGUUAACAAUACAGAAAAUAUAGGUGCAGAAGCAUUGUAUGGCUUUCUGGAUGACAAGCAACCUGAUUUGAAAGUGCUUGGGAUAAAAUCCCACAAACAGGAACGCACUGAGAUUCACCAGGUCCAUUCUCGGAGGACCCUUAUUGCCUUGGUCACCAUCGGUCUGCUGUUGGCAUUUUUGGGAUUGGCUGGAUAUUAUCUUAUGAAACGACGAAGCUGGAGUCCUAUGGGAGAAAGGCUGGGUGAAGAUCCUUAUUACAUCGAAAAUGAUAGCCAUGGCAAUCCUGAGAUCCCUGUAGCCUCUCAAGAACAAUCAGGCCUGCAGGAUAAACCAAAUCUCAAUGGAGGGGCUCGGGAAAAUGGGACUGGCCAGCCAUCCUCGAAAAAUGGACACCAAACGAAGCCCCAGGUUGUGGCUGACACAGAACUGUGAAAAUACUCUGACCUUUUUAAUGCAGCUGGAAAAGCUCAAUUUGCACUUAACAGCAGAGCUAGGACCAAAAAUUCCUAAAUAAAAUCAUAAUACCUUUUUUUAAAAAAAGCUUUACUAUCUUAUACUAAAACAUUUUUCAGGGGCUGACGCAGCAGCAUUUGUGUAUGAACACUGUAAAAUUAGCAAACUGCUUCAAUGGAAUUGGAUAUGUUUUUAAUAAACAUGGAGUUUGAGGUUUUUUUAUUUUUUCUAUUUUUAGAUGUCAUAUCCUUCACAACUGUUCAUCCAGGGAGACACAAGGCAUGCUUUCUAGAAAUUAAAGAUUUUUCACUGUUUGAGAGUUGUUUAAUAUCUAUCUGAUGCUGUUUAGAGUAAGAAAGGACAUGUUCCCCUUUAUAAAAUGUAAUUUUAAUUUAAUUUUAAAAUAUAACCGAGAUAUAACAUCUAGGACUUCAGAGUAGUAUGCAGCUGAAAGUCCCUAGACUUUGGUAGAGUAUCACCACCCAUCCUCAUCUCCAGCUAAAACUGUCAUUACUGCCUUUCUGCAUUUGUGCUGUGCUGCAAUUUGUAUAUAACAUAAACUGAUUGUAACUCAUCAGAAGCCUUUUGAAAUAUGGCUGAAGCAGUUCUUAACACAAAAUAAACUCUUCAUUAGCUUUG